This is a messenger RNA of Knipowitschia caucasica, 231 nucleotides long. The record is from the annotation of a GenBank genome assembly. NCBI's taxonomy places the organism in Eukaryota, Metazoa, Chordata, Actinopteri, Gobiiformes, Gobiidae.
AUGGAUGGGGGGUUUGGGGGUGGUAUGAGGGGAGGGGGGGUGGGGGGAUGUGAGAUUGUGAGUGGUGUCCGCUACGUGAACGAGGAGCGAAGCUUCAACUUUCCUUUGCUGGAACAUGAAAUGCAGCUGGAGGACAUAUCAGCGGCUGGGGCAGUGGUUGGAGAAUGCUCUUUGAUCGACUCAGCUGGACACAGACCGCCCGCCUUCACACAACUACAGAUAGGAGCAUGA